AUGAAGAUCCUAGAGGCGAGGUCAAGCUUCUUGACCAAUCAUGAAGUCGCACUACACAUUCAAGAGCUUGUGCGUUUUCAAGACUCGCAUCUAAAACAUGAAGGCUCCUACACUUCCGCCCUAGAGUCAGACAACCUUCGCACAGUCCAGUAUGAGCUUCAGGCCUACCUUGAUAGCUUGCCAGUUUCUCAAGUCAAUGCAAAGCGUAUUCGAGCUUUCUGUACAGAGCUUCUCACAUUCGACCCAGCUCCACCGCCUGGCGAAGAGUCCUUGGACUUGAGCUUGACUUCCUUAACCAAGGGUGAAAAGCUCAUGUGCAUCAACAAUGUACCCUCAAAUGUCGCUGAGCUCAGUGCCGUCAUUGAGGAGUUCACUGAUCGCUUCAAGGCUGAA
Molecule: messenger RNA, 393 nt
Organism: Protomyces lactucae-debilis
Lineage: Eukaryota; Fungi; Ascomycota; Taphrinomycetes; Taphrinales; Protomycetaceae
Product: RNA polymerase III subunit Rpc17
Exons: 1
Biological process (GO): transcription initiation at RNA polymerase III promoter
Cellular component (GO): RNA polymerase III complex
Molecular function (GO): nucleotide binding
Source: RefSeq, a predicted model, not a curated record